CGGGGCCUAAGUGUAGUAACUCACUAGACUUAUUGAUCACGAGUUCACGACUGUGACCUUUCCUUUUUUUUUUUUUUUUUAAUAAUAAUGUCACAUUAUCGCAAGUCCUAUGUGAGUUACUCUUUACACAACAUUAUGUUUUUCCAUAUGGCUAGCGAAUGGGACAACUUUGAUUUUAAAAUGAUUGACUUACUUUUGGUGCCAAUAUUAAGUAAAGAUGGUAGCAUUGAAAUAUUCUUACUUUGCCAGACGAAGGAUCUUAAAAGAAGAUUAAAGAUACCAUAAUCUAGUUUAAAGGAUCCAACUUUUCUUUUGUAACACUAGACUUUCAUUAUAUAUGCAUGCAUCGUAUUACCAUAAGUUAGGUAAACCUUCAUUUAUAUACUUCGCUCUAUCAUUAUAUUGAUAGUAGGGAGGUACUCCAUAUAUAAUACAUAGUUUCUAGUCUUUCUACCUCAUUGAUUUAUCUAUCUCUUCACUCGAUAUCGAUUGAUCUACUCGAAAUUAGUACUUGUCUACGUAAAAUUUCAAUUUUGAUAGUAAGAAAUUGAAGUAUGAAAAAACACAAUUUUGUCGGAGAAAAUUUGAACAGAUUGCCCCCUGGAUUCCGAUUUCAACCUACCGAUGAGGAGCUUCUCUUCCAGUACUUAAGAUGCAAGAUUUUCUCGCUUCCUCUUCCGGCCUCCAUCAUCCCUGAGGUCCAUUUUCCUAAGUUAGACCCUUGGGAGCUGCCCGGUGAUUCAAUGGAAGAGAGAUAUGUAUUCACCAAGAAGGGAGGAAGACACAAGAAGCGUAACCAAAAUAAUAGAUCGAGUAGGGCAACAAACUCGGGAUAUUGGGAAGAUACUGGCUCGGAAAUGCAUAUAUCUCCUCCUCCAAGCCAAAAUUUCGAAACGAUGAUAAUAACAGGCAUCAAAAAAACUUUAGUAUAUCACAUGGGAAGGGCUCCAAACGGUAGUCCAACUGAUUGGUACAUGAAUGAAUAUAGCUUAGUCUAUAAUAAUAAGAAUUACAAAGGUGUAUCAAAACUGGAAGAUUGGGUCAUUUGGCAUGUAUUUUUGAAGCAAAGAAUUGAAGAAAAUGACAAUGCAAUAAUGUUAGACUAUAAUAAUAGUCAUUACAGAUUAACUUCAAAUAUUCCAUCCCCUUGUUCUUCUUCUUCGUCGUCAAACUCAUUUGCACAUGUUUCUUCAUAUGAAUUACACUCUGAUGAAGAAAGUAACUAUAAUUUUAUGUAAUUUAAUUUAUUCAGUAUAUCAUAACUCUUGUGCUUAAUUAUGCAGUUAGUUUAUGCAUUAAAUUACAUUAUUUCUAUUGCUAAUAUAAUAAUAUUAAAUUAAUCAUGAGUUUUAUAUUAAAUGUACUCCGUACUAAGCUACUCUUCAUUUGUUCUUUAUUUUAAGGUCUUUUAAAAAUAUGUUUGACUAUAAAUAACAUUAAUUAUAUAUUAUAUACAUUUAAUUUUUUUUUCUUUUUUUUUUUAUAUUUAAUGUUCUAAAAUAAUCUAUCAGGAUCUCACAUAGCUUAAUAUUUUUAUUUUUUUAUAGAUAAAGAAAAAUUCACAAUCAAAGAUAAUAAACUUUGAUUCCAAAAAAAAUAAAAUCAACCGAACAAUUAUGACCUACUCGUAAAAGAGUAAUUUAAUGUAAUUACGUAUAGUGGGACACCAAAGUCAAUAUGAAAUGUACAAACAUGCAUGCAUUGACUUUAAGCAUAAUAAUGAAAGCAUAAAGCAAAAAACUU
Chenopodium quinoa (quinoa) is the source of this 1743-nucleotide messenger RNA. RefSeq names its product NAC domain-containing protein 41-like. The record is from RefSeq and is a predicted model, not a curated record. Gene Ontology annotation, molecular function: DNA binding. Gene Ontology annotation, biological process: regulation of DNA-templated transcription. NCBI's taxonomy places the organism in Eukaryota, Viridiplantae, Streptophyta, Magnoliopsida, Caryophyllales, Amaranthaceae. The transcript has 3 exons. Bases 555 to 1238 code for a protein of 227 amino acids.